Molecule: messenger RNA, 3363 nt
Organism: Argiope bruennichi
Lineage: Eukaryota; Metazoa; Arthropoda; Arachnida; Araneae; Araneidae
Product: protein draper-like
Exons: 25
Coding region: 245-3256 (1003 amino acids)
Biological process (GO): cell communication
Cellular component (GO): membrane
Molecular function (GO): scavenger receptor activity; protein binding
Source: RefSeq, a predicted model, not a curated record
GCUUGUCUCAUUGGUGGGAGAGAUUGUGUACGCAACAGACGGCAGGUUGUUUUGCUCUGAUGAACGCUGCUUGACUAUUUACAAGUUCGUUGCAAAACAACAACAGUAUAAAAAUUACGGAUAUUUGUGUACUACAAUUUGUGCUUUUCUGUGACGAACCUCAUGUGAUCUGUAAUGAAAAACGAUUUUCGUUGUAGCAUUUAUUUCUCGAUUGACAGCUGUACUUUUUAUACCAAUUUUUAAAAUGAUACGUCACAGUCUGCUUUUUUGUACAGUCUUCAUUUCCAUAUUUCAUUUGUUGCAAGGAUUAGAAGAUGGGCCAAAUGUGUGUGCUAAACAAGAAACGUAUCUUACCACUGUCAGAGUAUCAUACAAUAAACCAUAUCAAAUACGUUCAUUUACAUGGUGUUUAGCAUUCCCACCUAGGUGUUCAAGAUAUAGAAUCGCUUAUACAACAGGAUAUAAAACAGAGGCAAAAAUAAACACCAGGACCGUCAAUGCUUGCUGUAAAGGGUUUGUUUUAACGGCUGCCGAAGACAGAUGUGUGCCAUAUUGCACAAAUUCCUGUAUUCAUGGUAUUUGCAUUGGUCCUGAAGAAUGUGAAUGUCAAGCAGGUUUCGGGGGACCUACAUGCAACAUUUCUUGUCCUUCUGGCAAAUAUGGUCCUCAAUGUGAACGAGAUUGUAUUUGUCAAAACAAAGCCCUCUGUGAUCCUGUAACUGGUACAUGUUCAUGUAAACCUGGUUGGCAAGGUUCAGACUGCAGUGAACCCUGCGAUGAAGGCUUUUAUGGCUACCACUGUGAGCAAGAAUGUCGAUGUGAAAAUGGUGCUUCCUGCAAUCCUGUUUCUGGUGCUUGUGAAUGUGCUCCUGGUUAUAGAGGCCCUCUAUGUACAGAACCUUGUCCUGAAGGUACUCAUGGAGAAUCAUGUGCUAACAAAUGCGAUUGUCAGAAUGGUGGCACCUGUGACCAUGUUACAGGAGACUGUUUCUGUCCAUCUGGAUGGACUGGUGCUGUUUGUGCUAAUCCAUGCUCACCUGGCUAUUAUGGCAAAGGCUGUGAGGAAAGGUGUGUGUGCUAUAAUGGAGCAUCUUGUGACCAUUUAACUGGAAAGUGCACUUGUGCAGCUGGAUAUCGAGGUGAGAGGUGUCAAGAUGAGUGCCCUCUUGGUACCUGGGGGCUGAAUUGUUCAAAUAAUUGUAGCUGUGAUAAUGGUGCCAACUGUGAUCCUGUUGAUGGUACAUGUAUGUGCCCUGCUGGAUUUACUGGAGAACGAUGUGAAAGUAGAAUAUGUCCAAAGGAAUACUUUGGUCCAAAAUGUGAUCAAAUAUGCCAGUGUAAACAAGAUAAUACUGAACUCUGUCAUCCAUGGUCAGGACGAUGCAAAUGUUUACCUGGGUGGACAGGAGAUUAUUGCAGUCGUCCUUGUCCUCCACUUACCUAUGGACUGAAUUGUGAACAAAACUGUGAAUGUUACAAUGGUGCUCUUUGUGAUCCAGUAAAUGGGACUUGCAUCUGUGAAUCUGGUUACAUUGGAAAGAACUGUGAAGACAAAUGCCCUGUUGGCAAAUAUGGCAGAAAUUGUGCCAAUAAUUGUACCUGUGAAAAUGGUGCCAGUUGUUCUCAUACAUCAGGAUACUGUUCAUGUACACCAGGUUGGAAUGGCAUUAGCUGUAAUCUCCCUUGUCACCUUGGAAUGUAUGGCGUGCAGUGUCAAAACAAAUGUCAAUGUCAGAAUGGAGCUGCCUGUGAUCCUGUAUCUGGAGAAUGCAGCUGCACAGCUGGAUACACAGGAGAUCAUUGCGAGCAAAAGUGCAAACAUGGUUCAUAUGGGCUAAGCUGCUCUAAAAAAUGUGACUGUGACUGGAAUCAUGCUGACAGCUGUGACCAUGUUACUGGGCAGUGUCAUUGUCAUAAAGGAUGGAAUGGUAUAAGAUGUGACAGUCAAUGUGAUCGUGGUCAAUGGGGACCUGAGUGUGGCAAUAUUUGUGAUUGCAAAAACAACUCAUCCUGUGAUAUUACCACUGGUCUUUGUGUAUGCGAGAGAGGAUGGACUGGCAAGAAUUGUGAUCAGAUUUGUCAACCUGGAUACUUUGGAUACAACUGCUCAGAAACAUGUCCACUUUGCAUUAACAGUAAUGGAACUUGUCACCAUGUCACUGGGCGGUGCCAUUGUAACCCAGGUUUCACUGGUCUAAGCUGCAGUGAAACAUGUCCCUCUGGUCAUUAUGGAGCUCGAUGUGAAUUUGUUUGUAAAUGCAAGAAUUAUGGGCAAUGUAAUCCUGCUACUGGUGAAUGCCAAUGUCCACCUGGUUGGAAAGGGGACGAUUGCAGUAUUCCUUGUCCAAAUGGUACAUUUGGCCUUCUCUGUAAAGAAAAUUGCAGCUGUUUAAAUGGAGGGUAUUGUCGCAGAAAUGAUGGUGUUUGCCGUUGUUCUCCAGGAUGGAUGGGUUCACGUUGCACAGAAGUGUGCCCUGAAGGAUAUUAUGGUGAUCAUUGCAUGCAGCAGUGUCAGUGCAAAAAUGAAAACUACAUAUGCAAUGCCAUAUCUGGCUGCAUUUGUAAAUAUGGUUAUGGAGGAGAAAACUGUGAGAUACGUUUGAUGGGCCAGAGUGUUCAAAAAAUGGAUGAAGACAGUUCAUCUACGAGUGCUGGAGUUGUUGGAGGUGUUACUUUAGCUGUCAUUUUAUUAAUAGUAAUCAUUCUAGUUAUCCUGUAUUACAGAAGACGUCUGAAACGAUUAAAGGAUGAAUUAGCUUAUGUGACGUAUGCAGCUGAUCCAAAUCCAUCCCCAGAUCGUAGACAUUUUGACAAUCCCGUGUAUGCUUACCAAGGUGUUCCACCUCCAACUACUUCUCUAAAUAAUACAGGAACAAAGCAUAUUUAUAAUGAUUUGGGAAUGAAGAGUAACCUAAAUAAGGCAAAAUUUGGAGACGAAGAUUCCGAGACUUAUGCUUGUGCGGAAAAAGGUGCAUGUGGUGGCCUGGGAGAAGAUGUAUGCUUAAAAUCUAAAGUAGAUUUGGAAUAUAAUCCUAACAUUUAUCACAGCAUUGAAGACAUUAAGCCCAAUCUUUCCAAAAAAGAGCCAUUUUAUGAUGAAGUAAAAGACAGGAAUUUUGAUGUUAAGGCAUCUGCGUCCAGUGAUACUGGUCUUUACGAUCACCUGCAGCACAACAGACCCACCAAUGACAUCAAACCACAAUAUCAUAGAAUGGAGGACUCUUUAAAGAAAGGACAACGUGCAAAAGACCUGUAACUCUGUUGUCACUGUGUUCUGUGGACACAAUUCCUUAGAUUUGCAGUGAGCUUAUGCAUGACACCCAAUUUUAAAGUUCCAAAUAUCACUGGAGUGGAGUGGAGUGG